Ambispora leptoticha is the source of this 1110-nucleotide messenger RNA. Lineage: Eukaryota; Fungi; Glomeromycota; Glomeromycetes; Archaeosporales; Ambisporaceae. The record is from the annotation of a GenBank genome assembly.
AAAUCUAUUUCCGAUAGCAAUAAUAAUCAUCAAAGCAAACACCAUCACCACCACCACAAUCACAACAAAAAAUCUACCGCUACUUCCACCGUCAUAAAGAACACAACUAACAAAAACACUAUGCGAGUAAUCGCACAACAGGCUCUUUCAUCUAAAGUCAUCGAGUCCAAUUAUUUGCCAAUUAUUCAUAAAGAAUCGAUUAAUUUGGUUAAAUACUUUUAUAAAAAUGCCGGGAUUUUAAUUAAUCCAGUCGACGCAUUAACCCAUUCAAUCUCCAAAACCUUUUCAUUGAUUACCUUUGGUACUUCUGCUGAAAAGUUUUCUUUUGACUUUACGGAAUUCUUGGAAUCUGCAAACGCACUCGAACAAAAAGAAAUCCAAAUCGAGUCAUUACAAUUUCUUCGUAAAAUUUCUUCGACGCAACAAACACUCGAAAACAAAGUUCAUCUUUCUAAGACAAAAUAUGCGGAAAUAUCAAAACAGAUAGUUGGCAGCCUGAAGAAGACUACUGCAAAAAAUUCAACUAAUGACAAAUGCUUCACUGGAGAGAUUUUGAAGUCGAUGAAACCAAAAGCAGAUGAAAAAGAAUUUCUUAAUUUGAGCAGCAAUCUAUUGUUUAAUGGCAUUGAAAACACAUUGGCAGAGCUAAAACCUGUAGGCUUUUUUUCACAGCCAUAUAUCGUCACCAAAGAUGAUAUCUAUCAAGGAUAUCAUAUUCCGCAAAAUGCUAAUGUAAUAUUCAACACAAACACAUUACAUUUUAAUCAAACUUUAUUCGAGCGAGCGAAACGUUUCUCUCCAGAACGAUACUUAGACGAACAAGGUCAUUUGAAACAAAAUCCUGAUUCAGCCAAAGUAUGGAUGUUUGGCAAAGGACCAAAUGCAAGUAUCGGUGAAUACCUUACAGAAAUAACAUUAUCAGCCAUAAUUGCCCAUACACUCGCAUUAUUCAUUAUUACGCCUGAAAUUGAUGAGACGACAGGUGACGAAAAAGAAAUAAAUAUGGAGGGUGUGUCGAACGGGUUCAAAUUGGAUGCGCCGAAUUACAAUGUUAUAUUUGAAUUGAGAAAAGAUGUUGAUCAUGAAAAAAUUUUCAGGGGAAAUUAUUAA